Molecule: messenger RNA, 1768 nt
Organism: Mangifera indica (mango)
Lineage: Eukaryota; Viridiplantae; Streptophyta; Magnoliopsida; Sapindales; Anacardiaceae
Product: UDP-glycosyltransferase 73C4-like
Exons: 1
Coding region: 35-1528 (497 amino acids)
Molecular function (GO): UDP-glycosyltransferase activity
Source: RefSeq, a predicted model, not a curated record
CAUCGAUAAACACAAUUGCGCCCAGUUAAUCACAAUGGCUACCCUAUCCGACCGCCGACACCAACACCGACAGCUUCAUUUUAUCCUGAUUCCCCUCAUGUGCCCCGGCCAUCUUAUACCAAUGGUAGACAUAGGCAGGCUCCUAGCACAACAUGGUGCCACAGUCACUUUAAUCACAACACGUCUGAACGCCGUUCGAUUUGAAAAGAUCAUCGAUCGUGACAAUCAAUCUGGUCUGCCUAUUUGGCUUCUUAAACUCAGAUUUCCUUGCGCUGAGGCUGGCUUGCCAGAGGGAUGCGAGAAUGUAGAUUCUCUCCCCUCUCCAAACUUGGCCAAGAAUUUCUUUGAUGCAGCCAGGAUGUUGCAGCAGCCAAUAGAGGAGUUCUUGGAAGAGACAAACCCGGGCCCAAGUUGCAUUAUUUCCGAUAGAUAUCUGCCUUGGACGAUUUACAUUUCUCAUAAGUUUGGAAUCCCUCGGCUAGCUUUUGACGGGACAAGUUGCUUUGCUUUUAUCUGUUCACAUAAUAUUCAGUCGUCCAGGAUUCAUGAGAAGGUCUCUGAUUCAGAGUUCUUUGUGGUGCCUGGUUUGCCGGAUAGGAUUGAAAUAACCAAGGCUCAGCUACCAGCUGUUAUCAAUCAAGCCUCAACGACCUUAAAAGAUAGGUCAGAAGAAAUGAAAGCGGCAGAUGAGGCAUCAUAUGGGUUGGUAUUUAAUUCUUUUCAAGAGUUGGAAGAAAGAUAUGUGGAAGACUGUCAAAAGGUAAAAGGAGGCAAAAUUUGGUGCGUUGGGCCGGUAUCACUAUGCAACAAAGAAAACAUAGAUAAGGGGCAAAGAGGCAAUAAGACUUCAAUUGAUGAAACUCAAUGCUUGAAAUGGCUCAAUUCAUGGCCAUCAGAGUCUGUAGUAUAUGCCUGUCUUGGAACCCUUAGUCGCAUAUCAUCUCUGCAGCUAAUGGAACUGGGUUUAGGGUUGGAAGCAUCGAAGCGGCCGUUUAUAUGGGUUAUAAGAGAAGGUGCUCAUUCAAAUGAGCUCGAGAAAUUGUUGUAUGAAGAAGGAUUUGAGAGAAGAACCAAAAAUGUAGGACUAAUCAUAAGAGGGUGGGCACCGCAAGUAUUGAUUCUGUCACAUCCGGCCAUUGGGGGAUUUUUAACACACUGUGGGUGGAAUUCUAUACUAGAAGGAGUUUCAGCUGGCUUGCCAAUGAUAACAUGGCCUAUUUUGGCGGAACAGUUUCUCAAUGAGCAGUUUCUUCUGCAAGUACUAAGAAUUGGUGAGAAGGUAGGGGCUAGCAUUAACAUAAAUAUGGGAGAGGAAGAAAAGUUUGGAGUGAUGGUGAAGAGAGAGGAGAUAAGGAAAGCAAUAGAGAUGGUAAUGGAUAAAGAUGAAGGCAAAGAGAAGAGAAAGAAAGCAAGAGAACUUGGGAGGACGGCAAAGAAGGCAGUUGAAGAAGGAGGAUCUUCCCACUGGAAUAUCAAGUUACUAAUUGAAGAUAUUCUGAAGGAAUCCAGGAGAAGGCUUGGCAUGUGAGCAUGGGAGUGUGGUAACAAUAAAACAAUCCACCUAAUUUUUUUGUAUCAAAUUGGAUAUUAAGAUCAUGUGUUAUUAUAAAAUUAGAUUAUUUUAAAUUAAGGAUGAUAUAACAUCUAAUUAUAUAAUGAUAUAUCGUCUUAUUACUCAAUUUGAUACUUAAAAUAAGGAAUAUAUAACAUUGCUUGUAUGAUAAAUAAGAGGAACAAAUAAAGAUUUAUUUUUUUGUUUCUUCUAGCA